UUCUAUGAACAAAUGCUCCUGUGAUCAGCUUGCCAAAAAAAAAACUUGAGCAAGAGAGAAAACGGAGAAAGUGGAAAUGAAAGCUUAUGGAGCGCAUAUACUAGUAAUUCCAUACCCACUUCAAGGCCACAUAAACCCAAUUCUUCAAUUCUCAAAAAGAUUAGCUUCCCAAGAUUUCAAAGUUACAGUAGUGUUGACCAACUAUUUAGCCAAAUCAAUGAAAAUUCAAGUUGGUCCUUUAAACAUCGAAACAAUAUCUGAUGGUUACGACGAUGUUGGAUGGUCUGCAGCUGAAGAUUAUAUUGAACGCUUUGAAACAAUCGGAUCGAAAACACUAGCUGAUUUGAUUGACAGAAUACAAAACUCAGAUGAUGAUGAUGAUACUCCUCCGGUAAGUUGUGUUGUUUAUGAUUCAUUUGUGCCAUGGGUUUUGAACGUGACCCAAAAACUCAACUUGGUUGGAGCUGUUUUUUUCACUCAACCUCUUGCUGUUACGAGUAUCUAUUAUUACAUAUACCGCGGUCUACUAAAGGUUCCGGUGCCGGACGGAGAGAUGUUCUUGAUACCAGGAUUGCCACUAUUUAACGUACUGGAAUUACCUUCUUUCGUUUCUGACGUAGAAUCUCUCCCCCACUUUUUGAGGCUACUCGUGGACCAGUUUUCCAACAUUGAGAAGGCAGAUUGGGUUCUUUUCAACACCUUCGACGAGUUGGAGCCUGAGGUGUUGAAUUGGAUGGCAAAGUUAUGGCGAGUGAGAACAAUCGGACCAACUAUUCCAUCCAAGUACUUGGACAAACGGAUUGAAGGUGACAAUGAUUAUGGUCUUAAUAUAUUCGACACAAAAAGAGCUGAAUGCAUAGACUGGCUCAAUGCAAAGGAGGACAAUUCAGUAAUCUAUGUCUCCAUGGGUAGCAUGGCAGUAUUGAAACAAGAGCAAAUCGAGGAAGUCGCAGGGGCCUUACUGGGUUGCGACUACAAUUUCUUAUGGGUAGUCAGAAAAACAGAAGAAAACAAGAUUCCCAGCACAUUCCGCAAGGAUAUCUCGACAUCUCCAGGGUCGGAGAAGGGGUUGGUAAUCACAUGGUGCCCACAAUUGGAAGUUUUGUCACACCCCGCUUUGGGUUGUUUUGUGACUCAUUGUGGUUGGAACUCCACGAUGGAAUCCUUAAGUUUAGGCGUACCGAUGAUUGCAUUUCCUCAAUGGUCUGAUCAACCAUCGAAUGCCAAAUGCAUCGAAGAUAUUUGGAAAGUAGGGAUUAGAGUUAAAGUGGAUGAAGAUGGGAUUUUGAGAAAGAAAGAGCUGGAAUUAUGCAUAAAAGAAGCUAUGGAAGGAGAGAAAGGGAAGGAAAUGAAAAAGAACGCAAAGAACUGGAAAGAACUAGCAGUACAAGCAGUAAGUGAAGGUGGAAGUUCUGACAAGAAUGUGGAUGAAUUUUUAGAGGCAAUGAAAAAAGAAAAAGUGAUACAAAAUAAUGGGUGAUUAACCUAUUAAAUUGAACUUGCAUCCAUGCCUCAUUCGAGCAAUUUACUUUUGAAGAAAUAGGUGAGGCGCGAAGCUAAUUCCGAGUGUGGGGGUAAUUCUUUGUUGUGUACUACGUGAUACUUCUGUGUUUCCGAUGUUUUAUGUCCCCUCCCGUUUUUUAUUAGUAAAAGAAUGUGUGUUUAUUUCUAAUUUUUAU
Papaver somniferum (opium poppy) is the source of this 1679-nucleotide messenger RNA. Its product is annotated as UDP-glycosyltransferase 74E1-like. The record is from RefSeq and is a predicted model, not a curated record. The transcript has 2 exons. NCBI's taxonomy places the organism in Eukaryota, Viridiplantae, Streptophyta, Magnoliopsida, Ranunculales, Papaveraceae. The coding region runs from base 77 to 1480 and encodes 467 amino acids. Gene Ontology annotation, molecular function: UDP-glycosyltransferase activity.